Messenger RNA from Thlaspi arvense, 249 nucleotides. Lineage: Eukaryota; Viridiplantae; Streptophyta; Magnoliopsida; Brassicales; Brassicaceae. The record is from the annotation of a GenBank genome assembly.
AUGACAAUCCUUCAUCACACCAUUGGGCUUCCCGAUUUCACCCAAGAGCUUCGCUGCUUUCAGCCCGUUACUUGCUACCAGGCUGUGGUGAAUAACUUGGAGGAUGCGCAUGAACUGAUCGAUACUGCGAUUUCGACAGCUUUGAAAGAAAGCAAGCCCGUUUAUAUCAGCAUAAGUUGUAACCUGGUGGCGAUUCCCCAUCCCACUUUUAGCCGCGAGCCAGUCACAUUCUCUCUCGCCCCCAAGUAA